CUUAAGUUUGUGUAAAUUAAGAAAUGUGAUGUUGAUUGCUUUGUAAUAACCAGUAUUUCUGUGUACUUUCAGGUUGUGCCUCCACACACUGCACUAUGCCGGGCUGCUUGCUGCGAGGAGGCAGCAGUCCUCUGCUCUGCCUGUGGGCCCUGCUGCUUCUGCUGCUGCCUCUGGUCUCCCUCCAUAGCCUGAACCAGCAUGGGAGCAGGGGCCACCGUGCGAGGGACCGGCCCAAGCUGCUGCUCGUGUCCUUUGACGGCUUUCGCUGGGACUACGUCGACCGGGUCCCGACGCCCAACUUCCACAACAUCAUGAAGGAGGGCGUGAUGGUAGAGCGGGUGGAGAACACCUACAUCACCAAGACCUUCCCCAACCACUACAGCCUGGUGACUGGUCUGUAUACAGAGACGCACGGCAUUGUGGCCAACGAGAUGUACGACCCCGUCCUCAACCGCUCCUUCUCCAUGGAGACAGACAGUAUUUAUGAUUCACGGUGGUGGGAGGAGGCGGUGCCCCUCUGGGUAACCAUCCAGAAAGCCGGAGGGCGGAGCGGGGCGGCGAUGUGGCCAGGGUCUGAUGUGAAGAUCCACGGCAUGUUCCCCUCUCAGUUCCUCCAGUACAACGCCUCCGUCUCCUUUGAAACCAGAGUGGAGCGGAUCAUUGGGUGGUUAUCUGCGCCUAAUGAGGACGCAGUGGAUUUUGGAGUCCUUUACUGGGAGGAGCCAGACGAAAGCGGGCACACUUUGGGGCCUCAGAACUCCCUCAUGGAUGAAGUCAUCGUCGGGAUCGAUGAGAAACUCGGCUUCCUCAUCAAUGAACUGAAAAAGGCCGGGCUGUUUGAGAAAGUGAACCUGAUAGUGACCAGUGACCACGGGAUGACACAGCUUUUCACUGAUAACAUCAUAGAACUGGAUGAGUACGUGAGCAGAGACCUGUACACCUGGGUGGAUAAGAGUCCGGUGGUGGGGAUACUGCCCAACGAAG
Messenger RNA from Paralichthys olivaceus (Japanese flounder), 984 nucleotides. The record is from RefSeq and is a predicted model, not a curated record. NCBI's taxonomy places the organism in Eukaryota, Metazoa, Chordata, Actinopteri, Pleuronectiformes, Paralichthyidae.